Helianthus annuus (common sunflower) is the source of this 1259-nucleotide messenger RNA. RefSeq names its product zinc finger protein JAGGED. Gene Ontology annotation, molecular function: DNA-binding transcription factor activity. Lineage: Eukaryota; Viridiplantae; Streptophyta; Magnoliopsida; Asterales; Asteraceae. The transcript has 5 exons. The record is from RefSeq and is a predicted model, not a curated record. Bases 384 to 1046 code for a protein of 220 amino acids.
UCCCACCCCUACCACAACUUAAACACAACUUAGUCCCACACCACCAUCUAGCUCUUGAAUUCGCCGCCCCUUUUUAAGUCACGAGAACCACUGUCCCUUUUUUUCCAUUUCUAGAGAAAGAGGGAGUGACAGAAGCACUGAUAGAGAACUUUCAAAGAGGAGAGAAGGCCUUGGUGUGGGUAGGGGGGGAUACCCUCUAAGAUUUCAGUCUUGAACUGAAGUGGUCUUUAUAAAUUGCUUUAGCUUCACUUCUCUCAUCUGAAGAUUAUUUGUGUGUUGUUGUAGUUUGAUAGUUCUCUCUCAGAGUUAUUAUUAAUAUCAUUCAAACUUCUUUCUUUCUAUCUAUCUCUGUCUGUGGUACCAACACCAACACCAACACCAACAUGAGAAACCCUUUAGACCUGAACAACUUUCCUGAUGAUUUCACCAGCAAACAAACACUUGAUGACUCCUCUUCUUCCACUUCAGGAAUCUACAAGAAAAAGAAAAACGGCGCAAAGGAUGAAAGCGGGAAGGUCUAUGAGUGCAGGUUUUGCUCCCUCAAGUUCUGCAAGUCUCAAGCCCUUGGGGGACACAUGAACCGCCAUCGCCAAGAAAGGGAGACAGAAACACUAAACCGAGCUCGGCAGCUGGUUUUUAGCAACGAUAACGUCCUGCCCCCACUCCCUCACCAACUAGGUGGACAACCAGUGGUACAUGGAGGGUUUAAUCAUCAAGCAGGUUGCAACAUGGGCAGUACAGUUUAUCCAACAAGACUCCUUUCCGGUACCUCCACCACCAUGUUACCACCACAACAAGCUCCACACAUGUACACUUCACCGGCAUCACGCCUCACUAACCCCUACACAUCCCAAUACCCUCCUUCAAAUGAUUACUUCAUUGGACAUGUGUGCUCCGGCAAUCCACCAUCAUUCACCGUCCAGAAUUUGAGCGGAUACGCCUCGCCACCGCCCGAGAGUACGAGUAACUACACAUGUGUUGGUGCACCUGUUGGCCAAAGCUUCACACUUGCUGGAGGAAGUGGUGGUGGUGGUGCAGAAAUGUAACCAUCCAGUGGUUCUAGUUAAUAAAGAAUUUAUUUUUGUGCUACUUUUUCUUGUUUUAAUGUUCUUGAGUUUCUGUUGUAGGGAUAAUUGUCCAAAUAGUAAUGUAGGGUUUGAGAGUGUGAGUAUGAGCAGACUGAAUGCAUGUGUUUGGUUGGAUUUUAACCGGAUAUAGACUGAAUGCAUUGUAUUGGAUGAUAUUGUAAUUGGUGUGUG